AUGACCGGAGCAGUGCCACCACAGCCGCCGCUAGAAUCAAAACGCCCCGUUUCGAAACCGCAGCACAUCAUGGUGUUUCCAUAUGCAGCACUAGGCCACUUGCUCCCUCUUCUAGACUUAACCCAUCAGCUCUGUCUUCAUGGCGACUUCACAGUCUCCAUCAUCGUCACUCCCAAAAACCUUCCUUAUCUCUCUCCUCUUCUCUCCGCUCAUCCAUCCGUCGUCACCGCCAUCACUUUCCCUUUCCCUCACCAUCCUUCACUCCCUUCCGGCGUUGAAAACGUCAAAGACCUCGGUUGUUCCGGAAACCCUCUGAUCAUGGCUGCUCUUCGUCAGCUUCGAGAGCCUCUCAUCAACUGGUUAACUUCUCAUCCUGAUCCUCCCGUCGCUCUCAUCUCUGACUUCUUCCUUGGAUGGACCAAAGAUCUCGGCCUUCCUCGCUUCGCUUUCUUCAGCUCCGGAGCAUUCUUAGCUUCGACUCUCCAUAUUUUCUCUGAGAAGCCUCUUAUCUUUCAAACAACAGAGCCGAUCUGUUUCACGGACCUUCCUCGCUCCCCUGUUUUCAAAACAGAGCAUCUCCCUUCUUUUGUCCCGGAAACUCCAUUAUCGCAAGAAUGUAUCAAAGACACGACGAUGAAUUUCUCGAGCGAUGGUUGUAUUUUCAAUUCUUGCGAGUGUCUUGAAAAGGAAUACAUGGAGUACGCGAAGGAGAAAGCUGGUCAUAACCGAGUUUUCGGUGUCGGUCCGCUUUCUUUAACCGGGUUAGGUCAAGGAAAUUCCGAAUCUAACGUAGACAGCAAGGCGCUGCUUAGUUGGCUCGACGGAUGUCCAGACGAGUCCGUGCUCUACAUCUGUUGUGGAAGUCAGAAAGUGUUGACGAAAGAGCAAUGCGAUGCUCUGGCUCUUGGUCUUGAAAAGAGCAUGACCCGGUUCGUUUGGGUGGCGAAAACCGACCCGGUACCUGAUGGGUUUGAGGAUCGGGUUGCGGGUCGGGGAAUGGUUGUUAGAGGGUGGGCUCCUCAGGUGGUUGUGUUGAAUCAUGUGGCGGUUGGAGGGUUUUUGAGCCAUUGUGGAUGGAACUCGGUGCUUGAAGCGAUGGCUAGUGGUAAGAUGAUCUUGGCAUGGCCCAUGGAAGCAGACCAGUUUGUGGAUGCGAGGUUGCUUGUUGAGCAUAUGGGUGUGGCGGUUCGGGUUUGUGAAGGUGGUAAGACUGUGCCGGAUCCGAAUGAGUUCGGUCGGGUCAUUGCUGAGACGAUGGGUGAGGUUGGUCGCGAGGUGCGUGAUCGGGCUAAGGAGAUGGGACGGGAGGCAAGAGCUGCGACUGAAGCAGGAGGAAGCUCUAGUGUAGAUUUACAAAGACUUGUUAAAGAAUUGAGCUCUCUUUAA
Messenger RNA from Microthlaspi erraticum, 1386 nucleotides. Lineage: Eukaryota; Viridiplantae; Streptophyta; Magnoliopsida; Brassicales; Brassicaceae. The record is from the annotation of a GenBank genome assembly.